AUCUGUCAAAAUGGAGUCAUAGAUUCCAAAACAAAGAAUGCGACAUGGGAAACGACUUCGUAUUUGGUCGUGGAGUGAUUUUUUCGUAAAUAAUUACCAGGAAAUGGUCACGUCGAGCGUUACGUAGUUUUAAACGCCGCCAUGGAUCCCCUGAGACAGCUGAUGAGCGCGUGCGAGCAGGGAGAUGUGCAGUUGGCCGAGGCGAUGUUGGACGAAGGUCUGCCUGUGGACAGUACAGACGACAUGGGCAACUCGCCACUGACAGUCGCCGCGGCGAAUGGGCAUGAUCAGGUUGUGCGGAUGCUGAUGAUGCGUGGUGCUGCUGUUGAUAAGAAAAACCUGUACGGAUGGACACCAGUAAUGCAGGCUGCCAGACAUGGUCACAACAACAUUAUUGCUCUAAUUCUGCAACAUCAGGUCGACAUGAAUGCCACAAAUGCAUAUGGAAUGACAGCCUUGACUUUAGCAGCAAAGGGAGGGCAUCUACAGGUUGUGCGAUUGCUAGUUGAAGGAGGGGCUGACAUCAACACCCAGGGAAAUGCCUGUGAAUAUACUCCACUGAUGGUUGCAGCUCAAAAUGGCCAUGAUGCUGUCUUACGACUUCUUUUAGACAGGGGUUGUGAUGUUAAUUAUAAGACUGCUUCAACAGGCUUAACUCCUUUGAUGUUGGCAUCUCUAAAUGGCCAUAUGACUACUGCGCAAAUUCUUAUAGAAAGGGGUGGAGAUCCAAACCUUUGCAAUGUCUUACAGCACACUGCUUUAGCAGUAGCAGCAAUGAGAGGAAAGCGAGAAGUGAGAGGUUUUCUUGAAAGGAAAACUACUAAUAAAACAAUAGUUGAACCUGAAGAAAGGAAACCGGAUGUUAUUGAAGCAGCUAAACAAGGCAAUAUUCAGCGGAUACGUGACAUCCUUGACAUAGAUGUGAGUCAACGUGACACGUGCUCACCUCAAGAUGGCGCCACACCACUGAUGUUCGCUGCAAUGACAGGACGGUUGGAUAUCGCUCAGCUCCUGGUAGAGAGGGGCUGCAACAUCAACAAGCAGGACAAUAUCAGUGGCUGGACCGCCCUCAUGCAGGCCACGUAUCACGGGAAGAAGUCCGUGGCAAUAUUCCUGAUCAAUGUGUGUGCUGAUGUGACAAUCCAGGCUAAAAAUGGGUGCACUGCAUUUGACAUGGCAUCACUGAUUGAUGAUGUUGACACAGACCUGCUGCGUCUGCUUGCGAAAGCCAUGCACAUGAAUAAAGGAGACAAACCAAAGAAUCCGCGCAGCUGGCCAAAACAGAACGGAACUACACAAUCACUUACAUUUACCUCAGACCAGCUAAUGGAUGAUCAACCAAAAAGUGGACUAAAGGGCUGGCUGAACAGACUGUCCAACCGGUUCCGGAACCUGAAGAUCGGACGCACGUUUAACAGUACGUCCAGCACGCGCCUGGUCCCUCUCACACUGGAGGGGCAGACGGAGAGCCUUCAUGACAUACCAGCUCAGAUUGCAGCUCACAGUCCACAAGUGUCUCCCAAGAAGAACAACUUUGUAAUGGAGCCUGUGGCCAAGUCCAUGACAAGCUAUGAGACCAUGAAACAGGAGACGAAGAAAAGUGCUGCACUUUACACACUUGAUAUCAACCCGCCCCAUUCCAAUGUGUCCAGCGACACCUUGAAGCCAGUUAUCCCCCCUUUUUUGCCCCCACCCUCAUUUGAUCUCGACAGCCCUGGCCGACCCUGGAGAGGACUUGGGGGUCGAGCAAAAACUACAAUGACAGGCCUCGAUGGAAACAGCUCUGUAAGUUCAGGUCAUGAGAGGCCAAUACUACGGCCGAUGAAGUUCCUGCAGAACACACAGAGCAGUGGAUUUGCCAGUCAGAUCUCACCCACUAACUCUGCUAGAUUCACACAAAACAGUAGUAACCCAAGCCCAAACUCAUCUGGUGACCAGAGUACCGGCCUGUUCAUGCCCACGCCAUCGUCUUUCACUACGGAGAGGAACCCAAUGUUCUCUGAGAGGAACCCAAUGUUCUCCACCCCCAGCUAUACCUCCUCAAGGAUCUUCAUGCCCAGAAAGCCAUCAGUGUUACGGACCAUGUCCAACACAACAUCCCCAAACAGUUCCACUAGCGGCACCAGUGGUACGAGCGGCAGUUCCUCCCAGACGCCCAUACGCUCCUCACGGGGACGUAGCACGUCAUCCAAGGGAAGCACCAACUCCACACUUACACCAUCUCCCUCACCAACACCUGGCAAGUACGCAGAUGAGAACGGACCAAUGCUGGACUCUGUGAAUGAAAUUGAGGCAGGGCCUGGAGAUGAAUUGUCUGUUAUUUUGAAGAAGUUGUCUCUAGAAAAGUAUCAGCCAAUAUUUGAGGAACAAGAGGUGGACAUGGAAGCUUUCCUGACCCUGACGGAUGAUGAUCUCACAGAGCUGGGCAUUUCUCAUGUAGAAUCUCGCAAACAGAUCCUCACGGAGAUAUCGGAGCUCAACACUGGAAAGGCACGCGAUCGCCGCCAGUUCCACGACACCAUGCAGUCCUUCCAGACAACACUGAAGGCAAAGCAAUCUGACGUUGCAAGUAGCUGUGCCAGUAUUGGACAGACCUGGCUGAGUCCUGGAGAAGUUGAGACAGAAUGAAUCUCUUUGACGUACUCAGUUUUUGUAAUGUUAGAUUAUUGACUCGCAUGGUGUGGAGAGAUACAUAAGUUUCAGCCACAACUACAUACUCAAACAUACUUCUAGCUAUAAUGGAUGAGAGAAAAGCGUCAGGGUUUUAUCAAUGGACCAUCUUUUCUGCGCAGUUUUUGUUUUGUAAAAACGUCACAAAAGCAAUCCAACACUAAUUGAAUGUUAUUCAAGACCUAACACUGUAUUAAAUUUACUAAAUAGAUGACAUUAUGAAA
Dreissena polymorpha is the source of this 2894-nucleotide messenger RNA. RefSeq names its product ankyrin repeat and SAM domain-containing protein 6-like. Gene Ontology annotation, molecular function: protein binding. The transcript is spliced from 18 exons. Bases 142 to 2628 code for a protein of 828 amino acids. NCBI's taxonomy places the organism in Eukaryota, Metazoa, Mollusca, Bivalvia, Myida, Dreissenidae. The record is from RefSeq and is a predicted model, not a curated record.